GUCAGACAAUUUCUCACUGCCUCAUUAACCCUUCUGCUGCACCUGAUUCUGCAGAAGACAACAAGGAAUUUCCAAGUUUCUGCCAGCCUGAUGAGAGCAACAAGGCUUUUCUUUUCCUACUCUCCUGGAGUUUUUUCAUCUUGGGCCUUUCAGUGGCAAAGCUGAAUCGUACAUCCCAUUCCUGUUCAACACCCCAUCGUUCUGGGGCAGCGUGAGUUGUUGGGUUUGUCCCAGAGUGCCUACGACCCCCUUUGUCACGGCCAUUUUGCUCUCUUACAGGACUGCCAUUGCUGGGUCCACCUUCCUCUGCCCUGGCAUGAAUGAUGCUUUUAGGCAUAAUCGACAUGCUGAAGAAAAAGACUGCGUACCUCAGGAAUAACAUGCCAUCAGCAAACACUUCCUUCUAUACAAAGAAAGCAUAGUGAUCUAGCGCUUCUGACACAUUAUGAGAGCAAAACGACUUGAGCAGUGCCAGACUUUACCAUUGGAUGGGGAUAUGCAACUUUAACAUAAGGCGGCUAGGGUCAGGAAGCAAAAUUCAGCCCUGUUACCAACACCCCUCUAUUGCGUGCCCUUAUUGCAACAUGCAGUGGCCACCUCGGUUUGGAAUCGUUUAACCUGCAAUAAUACAGGAAAAGGACGUUAGCAGAUAAUACAGGAAAAGGACGUUAGCAGCGGGCACAUGAUCCGUGUGAUCUUCAGCUCCAGGAAUGCUGGCAUUUGGUGGUCCCUCAGCCCACUUCCUCACGGGACAGGAGGCUGCACGGCAGAAACCACCGUCGUAAUUAGCUGCCUUACGCAGCCAGAGCAGAAGGCAGGCUUUCUUCCCCAGGACUAGUCCUUCCGCACAAACACGGGAGAAGAUAUGGCAGCAGCUACCCACGCUGAGCCCGCAUACUUUAGGGGAAAAGAGGACGUCAGGCUGCAUAAUUGUUAACUCGCUAUUUUAUGUGCCCCAACUUCGCUGUUUCAAACAGCAGAAUUACAGCAGUUAGGCUGCAACACCAUAGCCCCGUUCUGUUCCACUGACCGGAACGCAAACCUUAUUCAGGCAAAAAUCCUCUCCGCACGGCACGCCGAUUUUAUUGGCUCUAAAAAUCCCCCAGAAGGUACAGACCAGCCUUCAGGUUUUAGAGAGUUUACCCCCUCCACCCGCCACAACGCUUGUUAGCCGCGUGGAAGAGCACAGGUCCGUGAACCCUGCGAUGCAAUCGCACCGUGAAAAUCAGCGCCACAACCCUGCGUUUUAUUACCAUUUUUUACAUCUCCUCAUUUUAAUCCGCGCUCGGGAGACGGCUCCCGUUCCCAUCAAAGCGCGCAGCGAGCUCCCAUUAAAAUCUGGCCCAGCUAGUAUUUUAAUAACACCUAGACGUUCCCGUCCUUUGCAUAUUUCACCUGCGAAGUGCUUUACAAACAUGAGUUUCCUAAUUACAGGCGGAUGAGUUACUAAAACUGGAAAUUCCUCACUAGUUCUGGCUUUCGCUUUGAAGCUCCAGGACUCGCUCCUGUCCCUCGGCAGUUUGGAAGAUCCCCCGACGCCGCUCCUCCGCGGCGGAGGCAGGGCAGCGAGGAAGGCACGCAGCCGACGGCGACCCGCCUCGAAGCCUCCGCGCCGGCGGACUUCGGCGCGGAGUGCCGGGGCGGCGCUGCCCGCGGGCCGGCGGCCGCCGCCGGGGCGUGAGCCGCGGGGGGCGCCCACGUGGUGGCAGAGGAAAACCGGGCGGCGGCGGCGGCGGGAGCCGGCAGAGCGCGGGCGGCGGCGGCGGCGGGCGGCGGGCUCCGCGCCGCACCGGGCAGGAAGGGGUGGGGCGGCCGGCGGAGCGCACGGGCGGGGUGCUGCGGGCGGGGAGGCAUCCCGGCCAUGCUGAAGCCGGGCGGGCGGGCGGCGCCGCGCCUCCCCGGAGCGCUCCCCAUGGAGCGGCUGCCCGGCCAGCCCUGAGCCGGCGGCCCCGGCCGCCCGCCCGCAGCCGCCCCCGAUGGAGCCCGAGGAGCGGAAGAUCUCGGUGUGGAUCUGCCAGGAGGAGAAGCUGAUCUCCGGGCUCUCCCGGCGGACCACCUGCUCGGACGUGGUGCGGGUGCUGCUGGAGGACAGCCACCACCGGCGGCAGCGGCCGGCGCCGCCCGAGCCCGGCGGCGGGAUGCUGUCGGGGCCGCCGCACUCCUACUGCAUCGUGGAGAAGUGGCGCGGCUUCGAGCGGAUCCUGCCCAACAAGACGAAGAUCCUGCGGCUCUGGGUGGCGUGGGGCGACGAGCAGGAGAACGUGCGCUUCGUGCUGGUGCGCAGCGAGGCCUCGCUGCCCAACGCGGGGCCGCGCAGCGCCGAGGCGCGGGUGGUGCUCAGCAAGGAGCGCCCCGGCCACGGCCUGGGGGCGGCCCGCGCCAGCCUGGCGCUCACGCAGGAGCGGCAGCGGCGGGUGGUGCGGAAAGCCUUCCGCAAGCUGGCCAAGAUCAACAAGAAGCGGCAGCAGCCGCUGGCCCGGGAGGCCUCGUCGGCGGAGAGGAUGGAGACGCUGGUGCACCUGGUGCUCUCGCAGGACCACACCAUCCGGCAGCAGAUCCAGCGGCUCCGCGAGCUGGACCGGGAGAUCGACCGCUACGAGGCCAAGAUCCACCUGGACCGCAUGAAGCGGCACGGCGUCAACUACGUGCAGGACACCUACCUGGUGGGGGCCGGCGCCGGGGAGCGGGAGCCGGAGCCGGGCCGGGAGCCGGGCGGGGCGGCGCGGCCCGCCGCCGGCCGCCCCGAGGAGGACUACGCCAGGAAGUGCGAGGAGGUGCUGCGGCUGCAGGAGCAGCGGGCGCAGCAGGAGGAGCUGCUGGAGCACCUGGCCGCCGAGAUCCAGGAGGAGCUCAACGAGCGCUGGAUGAAGCGGCGGCGGGAGGAGCUGGAGCUGGCGCUGGCGGCGGCGCCCGGCCUGGCCGAGACGGACUGCGACACCACGGAGCUGAGCGGCGGCGGCGAGGGCGAGCUGCACCUGGAGCACGAGCGGGUGAAGACCCAGCUCAGCACCAGCCUCUACAUCGGCCUCAAGCUGAGCACGGACCUGGAGGCCGUCAAAACCGACCUGGACUGCACGCAGCGGGCGUGGGAGGACAAGGAGCGGGAGCUGCAGCGCCUGCUGGAGACGCUGGGCACCCUGGACGUGGCGGAGGCGCCGGCGGAGCCGCGCGGGGCGGCGGGCGGGGGGCGGCCGGCCGCGGCGGCGGCGGCGGGGGGGAGCGGCGCGGCCGGCUGGGUGGAGCAGGCGCGGGCGCUGCGCAAGGACCGCGCCGACAACGACGAGGACUCGGACACGGGGCUGAGCUCCAUGCACAGCCAGGACUCGGACUCGGUGCCCGUCUGCGAGUCCCUCGUCUAGCGCCCGCCCGCCCGGCCGGGCCCCGCAGCGCCAGGGACAGGGGACGGGCUCCGGCCCGGCUCGCCGCGAAACCGGGCGCGGUGACGGGCGGCGCGGCCCCCGCUCUCCGCCCGGCGCCCCCGCCGGGCAGCGCGGGACGAGCUGGCCGCCGGUGCGGGGCUCGGCGGGAGCCGGGCGGGCGGAGCGAGGCCGCCGGGGCGGGCGGGGGGCGCUCGGAGGAAGCCUGUUAAUGUUCGCUCCGGAGCUUAAACUUGUUCUAACUAGCCGUCCGCGGGCAGCGUUUAGGCUGGCUCGCCGGUACUUUCAGCUGAGGAAGAGGAACCCACGGCGUGUUUGCGUUUCGCGCACGUCGGGGAGUGCCCGCUCCUUAAAUCCCGCCGCCCGCUUCCCUCCGAAGGUUUUCCUGCUCGGCCUUUUAAGCCCGCGGGUCCCCCCCGCUCUCCCCAGCGCAGCGUCCGCUGCUCCGGCUAAUCUCUUCGCCAGUAAAAGGCCAGGACGCACGCUCCGCCGGGUCGAUCGGUUAUCUCCUUCACAGUUUCUCGGCAUUGCAAAGUCAGAGGGUGGGUUAUACUGGCUGUCAUUUACAAAUACACCCGGCUCCUUUCCAGGCAAAAAGUCACCGAGACUGAAGCCGCCGGUCAUUUAAACGCUACGGAGGAAAAGAGGUGUCAAUGCUACUGAAACUGACACUGGGACCUCCCAGGGCACAAGCUUCUGGAAGGUAGUGCGGUUGCUUUCAGCAACGAAAAGGGGUGAUAAAUCACUUUUAAAAAAAAAAAAAAAAAAAAAAAAAAAAGACCCAAAAAACCCCACCAAACUAAAUCAACAUACAGAUUAAGAUGUUGUAUUAACUCUGCUCUGCGUAGUGCUUUUCCUUAUGCAUAGAUAAGAGUGCUUUGUUUAAAGGCAUACUAAGAAAUCUAUUAGUAUCAACGUUCAUUUGACAGUCAUUGAAAGUAAUUAGCAGUGCCUGUAUGUACACAGCCUUCAACUACAUUUUUUUUCCACUAGGCUAGCUGAUAUUUGGCUGAGCUUGGUUGUAGAUAAACAAAGUACAGAAUCAGCUUGAGCUACUGUUUUUAAUAAUAUAGUUCAUCUCAGGCCAAGAGAUACAAUGAUAAAAGCAUGACUCAAGCCCUACCUGCACUACAGCUUAAUCUUUCCAGUUAUUCCAA
Aquila chrysaetos chrysaetos is the source of this 4534-nucleotide messenger RNA. It is a transcript of the gene RASSF10, whose product is annotated as Ras association domain family member 10. Gene Ontology annotation, biological process: signal transduction. The transcript is spliced from 2 exons. Bases 1977 to 3359 code for a protein of 460 amino acids. The record is from RefSeq and is a predicted model, not a curated record. Lineage: Eukaryota; Metazoa; Chordata; Aves; Accipitriformes; Accipitridae.